Messenger RNA from Aureobasidium pullulans EXF-150, 1905 nucleotides. RefSeq lists its product as uncharacterized. The record is from RefSeq and is a predicted model, not a curated record. NCBI's taxonomy places the organism in Eukaryota, Fungi, Ascomycota, Dothideomycetes, Dothideales, Saccotheciaceae. The annotation marks the transcript as partial. The transcript has a single exon. Gene Ontology annotation, cellular component: mitochondrion.
AAACAAAAGACAAGAAAGUUACCCUUGUCAUGUCCAGGAUGCGGUGCUCCCAGUCAGACAGUAGCUCCCGAAGAAGCAGGCUUCUACAGCUUGGGUAGGUCUGCUGUCAAGAAGUUCGUUCAAGAUGAUGCCAAACAGGAGGAUCUCGUCUUUCAGGCAACUCUGGACAAGGUCGACAGCAACGUCUUGCAAGAGCUAGGCCUGGACAACAAGGCCCUCGAUGCUCAAGAACAGCCACAGAAGCAGACUCCCAUCUGCGACCGCUGCCACAAUCUCCUGCACCAUCACGUCGGAGUACCCAUCUUCCACCCUUCGAUCGACAGCAUCCGUAGCAUAAUCGAGGACUCGCCUCACAAAAACAACCACAUCUAUCACAUUCUCGACGCCGCAGACUUUCCCAUGUCGCUCAUUCCCAACCUCCUAAACCGCCUCGAUCUCCCAGCCCUGCGUACACAAAACCGUCGCUCCAAGCAUCGCAAAUACGUGCGCGACCGUAUCGCCGAUGUCUCGUUCAUCAUCACUCGCUCCGAUCUCCUAGCCCCAAACAAGGAACAAGUCGACAGCUUGAUGCCGUAUCUGCGCGAAACCCUCCGUGAUGCUCUCGGUCGCACUGGAAGAAAUGUCAGACUUGGAGGCUUGCGAUGCGUAAGUUCCAAGCGUGGCUGGUGGACCAAACAGGUUAAAGAAGACAUAUGGGAAAGAGGUGGCGCUGCUUGGAUGGUUGGCAAGGUCAACGUGGGCAAGAGCAAUUUGUUUGAGGUCGCCUUUCCCAAAGGCAGGGGACAAGAGAAGCCUCCGAAACCCCAACGGAUGGACAUAAACUUGAAAUCGGACACGCCGUCCGCUCCUGCGAAAUCAAGCGAGUCUCUCUCGGAUUUGCCUGAUCUCCAGUAUAUGGGUGCUACUACCGCCGUCGACACUACGGCCACUGCUUCGAGUGAUGCUGCGGUCGGGACCCAGCCAGAGACUAUUGCCCAGGACGAGCCUGAUGUCUUUGAUGUAGAAGAAGGCUCGCUGCUACCUCCAGCUCAGAUCGAGGUACCCUACCCUGUGAUGCCUGUCAUCUCCUCCUUGCCUGGAACCACUGCUUCACCUAUUCGCGUGCCCUUCGGUAGUGGCAAGGGUGAGCUUAUCGAUCUUCCUGGCGUUGCUCGAUCUAAUCUGGACGAGUUUGUCAUACCUGAGCACCAACAGGAUCUUGUCAUGCGUUCUCGUGUGACCCCCGAGCAGAUGUCUAUCAAGCCUGGCCAGUCAUUAGUUCUGGGAGGUGGUCUUAUUCGCAUUACUCCUACUACUUCGGAUCUGGUCUUCCUUUCUUAUACCUUCCUGCCCUUGAGUUCACACAUCACUUCUACCGAUAAAGCUGUGGCUAUCGGGAGCGGCGAGAGAAUGACCGGAUUGCAAACAAUCAUGACCAAGGAAGCUCGCGAGAACAUGGCAUCUGCAGGUACUUUCAAGCUGGAAUGGGAUGUCACCAAGCAACGUGCAGGCCCACUGACCUCCAAAUCCGCUGCCAAACUCAAGGCCGAUCAACUGCCUUUCAUUGUAUAUUCAGCGGACAUCCUGGUUGAAGGUGUUGGUUGGGUUGAACUUGUUGCUCAGGUACGCAGGAAGCAGAAGGUGAAGCCCACUUGCACGCCCUCGCUGGACAAGAUUCUAGACAACGAUACAUCGUCUGCAUUCUCAGACUCUGAUACCACAACCUGGAAGCCUUUGGGUACACCCGAGGAGCACAUCGUAGAGGACACUCAUCCCACAGUCGAAGUGUUCUCACCCAAAGGUAAAUUCAUCGGUGUCAGACCCCCUAUGAGCGCUUGGCUAUUGGGCGGCAAGAAAAGCCCCACAGCAAAUGCUAGAAAGAGCAGACCCAGACUAAGCAUGAAGAGUCUGAAGCACAGCCAACGU